UAUAAUCGUUCGAAAAAAAAUUCUCUAUCGUUUUCAACACGCAUUUUAUAAUAGUAAUACAAACAAUCGUAAUGGAUAUCAGUUUAAUGGGAUUCGAUUCUCCUCUGUUUCUACACAAUAUUCAUCCCAUCUUUCUCGACCCAACCAAUGACACCAACACCAAAUCAUCAUCAUCAAACAAGAACUGCAAUGUAGGGGAACCGGGUCGGGCUUACGUCAGAGACGCAAGAGCAAUGGCGGCAACACCAGUUGAUGUGAAAGAAUACCCGAAUUCGUACGUGUUCAUAAUCGACAUGCCCGGUUUGAAAUCUGGUGAUAUAAAUGUGCAGGUUGAAGAUGAGAAUGUUUUGGUGAUAAGCGGAGAAAGAAAAAGAGAGAAUGAAGGAGAAAAAGAAGGUGUCAAGUAUGUACGGAUGGAGAGGAGGAUUGGGAAGUUAAUGAGGAAGUUUUCGUUGCCAGAGAAUGCGAAUACGGAUAAGAUUUCCGCGGUUUCUCAAGACGGAGUUCUUACUGUUACUGUUGAGAAGCUGCCUCCGCCCGAGCCCAAGAAGCCCAAAACCAUCCAGGUUCAGGUUGCUUGAAACCAUUGGGUCGAGAAAACCGGAAUGUUUAGUUGUACGGACUGAUAGUAGUAGUAGUAGUAGUAGUAGGAUUUCUGAUGAAUAAUAUGGAUUGUGUAGUGUGAUAUGCUAUUUUGUUAUGUUUUUGUGAUGGAAGGUUGUUUGUGUUAUGAAUAUCAAUGUCAAUCUUGUUUUUUGUUUACAA
Molecule: messenger RNA, 765 nt
Organism: Erigeron canadensis
Lineage: Eukaryota; Viridiplantae; Streptophyta; Magnoliopsida; Asterales; Asteraceae
Product: 17.1 kDa class II heat shock protein-like
Exons: 2
Coding region: 72-581 (169 amino acids)
Biological process (GO): protein complex oligomerization; response to heat; response to salt stress
Source: RefSeq, a predicted model, not a curated record